AUGCCUGCUAUUGAUUCCCACCGGCCGCUGCGGAUCUCAAUCGACAGGGGCGGGACCUUUACGGACUGCGUCUGCAAAGUCGCGGGCCAAGAGGACAUCGUGGCGAAAAUUCUCUCGGUAGAUAACAAGAACUACCCCGAUGCCCCGACAGAAGCGAUCCGCCGGGUAUUAGAGAAGUAUUAUGGACAACCGAUUCCUCGAGGUACUACCUUGGACCUCAGAGAUGUGGAAUGGAUUCGAAUGGGCACAACCGUUGCGACAAACGCUCUCCUCGAGCGCAAGGGUGAGCGCACAGCGUUCCUAAUCACAGCCGGAUUCAAAGAUAUUCUGCAAAUCGGAAACCAAUCCCGGCCGUAUAUGUUUGAUUUGACCAUUCGACGACCACAGCCACUAUAUUCCGAUGUGUUCGAAGUCGACGAGCGAGUUAUGCUCGAGCGCUGCAGUGAUUCCAAUCUGCGGUCUCUAAACCUUCAACAUCCAAAGCCACUACAGACUGUCGUGGGCACUUCCGGAGAAAGGGUGCACAUCAUCAAGCCACUGGACGUGGAAGCCACACGUACGUAUCUGCAACAAAUCUAUGCCGAAGGCUUCCGAUCCAUUGCUGUCUGCCUUAUGCAUUCCUACAUCUUCCCGGGCCAUGAGCUUCAGGUCAAGGAAUUGGCAAGGGAAAUGAGAUUCGAGCAUAUAUCUGUAUCGCAUCUGGUGUCCCAGCGGCCAAAGAUCGUCCCAAGAGGAAAUUCCACCGUUAUUGAUUCCUACCUCACCCCGACAAUUGAAAGAUACCUCUCGCAGUUCAGUGCCAGUUUCCCUAGCUUCGACAACGGGCACACCAAACUGGAGUUCAUGCAAUCGGAUGGCGCUCUAGUGCCGGCUUCGAAAUUGUCGGGAUUGCACGCCAUUCUUUCCGGACCAGCCGGUGGAGUUGUGGGCUAUGCACGAACCUCGUAUGAUGCAGAGUCGAAGAUCCCCAUCAUCGGGCUCGACAUGGGAGGCACAAGCACCGAUGUCAGUCGGUACGACGGGCAAUUCGAUCACAUAUUCGAGACCACGACAGGCGGUAUCCCAAUCCAAGCUCCCCAACUCAAUGUAAACACCAUUGCGGCUGGAGGCGGAAGUAUUCUUGCCUGGAAAGAUUCUCUGAUGGCUGUUGGUCCCGAAAGUGCCUCCUCGCAUCCUGGCCCCGCGUGUUAUAGAAAGGGAGGGCCCUUGACGGUGACCGACGCAAACCUGGCGCUUGGAAGACUGAUUCCAGAGCAUUUCCCUUCGGUUUUCGGACCCAGCGAAGAUGAGCCGCUGGAUCGUGAGAUUGUACUUGCGAAAUUUCAAGAACUCGCGGAGAUCAUAAACCGCGACAUCGACAAGUCACUCACAUGGGCUGAGGUAGCAGACGGCUUCCUACAGGUCGCGAAUACGGCCAUGUGUGGCCCGAUCCGCCAGUUAACCGAAGGAAGAGGGCAUGAUGCUGUGAAACAUCAUCUAGCUUCCUUUGGUGGUGCUGGCGGACAGCACACCUGUGCCAUCGCCGAAGCCCUCGGAAUUCGACGUGUGCUAAUCCAUAAACAUUCAUCUAUUCUGUCUGCAUAUGGUAUUGGCUUGGCCGAUGUCGUCCAUGACGAGGAGAGACCAUACGCAAAAGUAUUCGAUAACUCGACCAAGGACUCCAUCUAUGCAGACCUCGAGAACUUGUCACAAGUUGCGCAAAGCCAUCCGACACUGGACCACUUCUCCCAUGUCGACGGCCACCAGUUCCUGUUCAUGCGAUACGAUGGUAGUGAGACCGCGAUAAUGGUCCCCGUCAAGGAUGGCGCCGAUCCCAAACAGGAGUUUAUCGAUUUCCAUCAUCAACAGUUUGGAUUCAGCCCAGUAGAUCGCAGAGUCUUUGUCGACAAUAUCCAUGUACGGGCUGUGGCGCGAAGCAAUUUUGGCGACGACACACCACCGAGCCUGCAAGCAUUACAGGACAUCAGCGAGAAACUUCCUCCCCCAACGCCCGCUUCGACCGAGUCUGUCUACUUCAGGUCUCUUAAAUGGAUGGACACGCCUGUAUACCUGCUAGGAUCUCUACCAGCGGGUAUUACCGUCCAAGGCCCAGCUCUAGUAGUCGAUAACACACAAACCAUCGUGAUCGAUCCUCACUGCUCUGCGACUGCAACCAAGGAUCUCUUAGUACUAGAUGUUGGUUCCCAGAAGAAGCUAGUCAGCGCCACUGCUAUAGACCCUGUUCAACUGUCAGUCUUCCGACACCGGUUUUACGGAGUAGCCGAACAAAUGGGACGAGUUCUUCAAAAAGUCAGCGUGAGCGCAAACAUCAAAGAACGAUUGGAUUUUAGUUGUGCGAUCUUCUCGCCGGACGGCUCGCUGGUCGCGAAUGCUCCUCAUGUGCCGGCUAUGAUUGGGAGUAUGGGGUUUGCUGUGAAGUCGCAGAUUCAACAAUGGACAGGCAAGCUGCGAGAUGGCGAUGUGCUGCUUUCUAACUCACCAGAAUUCGGUGGUGUUCAUCUCCCGGAUUUGACUGUCGUCACGCCUGUCUUCGAUUCUGAAGGAAAGGAAAUUAUCUUCUGGACAGCCUCGCGUGGCCAUCAUGCCGACGUCGGCGGAAUUCUCCCAGGGUCCAUGCCCCCCUCUUCCAAGCGUCUCUGGGAAGAAGGUGCUAUAUUCAACUCCUUCCAUCUUGUGCGAGAUGGCCAAUUUGCGGAAACAGAGCUGAAGCGGAUACUCUGUGAUGAGCCUGUAAAGCAUCCGGGCUCCAGCGGCUCGAGAUGCUUCCAGGACAAUGUGACCGACAUUAAAGCUCAGGUUGCAGCGAACAAUUGCGGUAUCCGCUUGGUUCGACAGUUGAUUAAGGAAUAUACAAUGGAUGUGGUUCAGAUGUACAUGGGAGCCAUCCAAGAUUCGGCAGAGCUUGCAACCCGCAACUUGUUCAAGAAGCUCGUGAAGAAUUUCUCUGGGAAUAAGAUUUCUGCUGUCGAUUACAUGGACGACGGCACGCCGAUUCACUUGGAGGUCACUAUCAACGAGCAGGAUGGAUCUGCGGUGUUUGAUUUCACCGGAACAGGUCCAGAGGUCUACGGCAACUGGAACGCCCCAAUCGCCAUCUGCAACGCAGCUGUGAUAUUCGCCCUCCGAUGCAUGGUAGACUCCGAUAUCCCCCUAAACCAAGGCUGCAUGAAGCCAAUCACCAUGAUUACCCCCGAGAAAUCGCUCCUCAAGCCCAGCACAGAAGCGGCCGUCUGCGCAGGCAACGUCCUAACUUCCCAACGAAUCGUCGACGUUAUCUUCAAGGCCUUCCGCGUCUGCGCCGCAAGCCAGGGCUGCAUGAACAACUUUACAUUCGGCAUCGAUGGCGAAAACGGCUUCGGAUACUACGAGACGAUUGCCGGUGGUAGCGGUGCUGGGCCCGGCUGGAAUGGGACUAGCGGGGUCCAUACUAACAUGACAAACACGCGCAUUACGGACCCGGAAUCCUUGGAGCAGCGGUAUCCCGUUGUGCUGCGCCAGUUCUCUUUUAGGAACGGCAGUGGCGGCAAGGGGGCCUGGAACGGCGGCGAGGGAGUUAUUCGCGAUGUGGCGUUUCGCGUUCCCAUGUCUGCAUCUAUUCUCUCGGAGCGGCGUAGUCUUGCGCCGUAUGGAUUGGAUGGUGGCUCUGAUGCACAGCGUGGCCGGAACACUUGGGUAAGUAGGGCUUCCGGGUUAGCAUGUUCUAUCGGAGGUAAAGGCUCGGUCAAUGUAGAGCCUGGUGACCGGAUGGUCAUUGAGACUCCCGGGGGUGGUGGCUACGGGAAGAUAGAAGACGCAGAGAAACCCGAAGUAAACAUUUCGCAAACGAAGCCUUCUUCGUUUGUGCCUGUCGCGAGCGGGAGUGUUGCGGAGAGUCGUGCUCUUGCAGAGCAGGUAUGAGGGAGACAGACUGAGACUUGUGGAUAAGAAAUUCGAUAGAUAU
Molecule: messenger RNA, 3940 nt
Organism: Aspergillus glaucus CBS 516.65
Lineage: Eukaryota; Fungi; Ascomycota; Eurotiomycetes; Eurotiales; Aspergillaceae
Exons: 8
Coding region: 1-3897 (1298 amino acids)
Biological process (GO): glutathione metabolic process
Cellular component (GO): cytosol
Molecular function (GO): 5-oxoprolinase (ATP-hydrolyzing) activity
Source: RefSeq, a predicted model, not a curated record